Molecule: messenger RNA, 1362 nt
Organism: Fonsecaea multimorphosa CBS 102226
Lineage: Eukaryota; Fungi; Ascomycota; Eurotiomycetes; Chaetothyriales; Herpotrichiellaceae
Exons: 4
Coding region: 1-1362 (453 amino acids)
Molecular function (GO): hydrolase activity, acting on ester bonds
Source: RefSeq, a predicted model, not a curated record
AUGGGGAUGCGAACUCUCUGCCGUCCGGUUCUUCUGCUCAUUAUUGCACACCUGAUCGCAACAUGCAAUGCCUUGCCCAAACGACAAGCUCUUGUCACUACACCAAGCAUUCCAAAUGGCCACUGGAUUGACACCUGGGCGGCAAUGCCACAGCUGACCGAGUACACAAACUUGCCUCCACCUCCAUAUAAUACCACGUCGGGGCCGAUUUUCUACAACAGCACGAUCCGCCAGACCAUGCACAUGUCCACUGGCGCAUCGCAGAUCCGGAUCCGGAUCUCCAAUGCCUUUGGGCUUACCGACCUGCCCAUAACGGCUAUGACGGUCGCUCUCCCCUUCAACGGGUCGUCCGGGGUCAGUGCGAUCCAACCUUCGACACUGCAAAAGGUGACGUUCAGCGGUGGCGAGUCGUCCAUCAUCAUUCCCGACGGCGCCCUCGCGGUCUCCGAUCCCCUGGAUUUCCCGGUCCAGCCGCUCUCGACCAUCACGGUGACCAUGUAUCUCGCUACGGGCCAGAACGGGACAUUCAUCACGAGCCACCCGGGAAGUAGGGCGACGUCGUGGUUUACGCUGGGCAACCAGGUGGGCGCGACGAAUCUGACUGGGCCGUUUUUGAACAGCACGCAGCAUUGGUACUUCUUGUCUUCGGUCGAGGCGUGGUCGCCCUCCAACUACCGCACGUGGGCGAUCAUAGGGGACAGCAUCACGGACGGCAGAGGGAGCGACACGGACAAGAAUGACAGAUGGCCCGACCUCGUCUACGCGCGGAUGCAAUCGAGCAACUCGUCGCUCCUGACGUCCAUCUCGAUGAUCAACCAGGCCGCGGGGGGCAACCGGAUCCUCGAGGACGGGCUGGGGCCGAGCGCCCUCUCCCGGAUCGAGCGCGACGUGCUCUCGCACAACGGGGUGCGCUACGCCAUGAUCUGGGAAGGGGUCAACGACAUCGGCGACGCGGACGCGACGACCGCCAACCAGACCGAGACAUACGACCGACUGAUCUCGGCGUACCGGCAGAUCUCGACGCGGAUCCACGCCUUCGGCAUCCCGCUGUUCGCCGCCACCAUCACGCCCUUCUCGGCCCCGAACGACAACACCACUCUACAGCCCUACACGAGCCCCCUGCGCGAGCAGACCCGCCAGAAGGUCAACGCCUUCAUCCGCGGCGCCGUGGGCUCCAUCUUCGACGCCGUCUUCGACUUCGACGCCCUCCUGAGGAACCAGUCCGUCCCCAGCCAGCUGACCGGCGCCCUGCAGUCCGGCGACUACCUGCACCCCAACGACGCCGGCUACCAGAUCCUGGCCAAUAGUUUCGACCUGUCCGUCUUCCAGAAGUUCGACGCCGGCGUCGCUGGCUUUGUCUAG